AUGUUGUCAAAGUCGCCGAAUGUGUUCACACCGGAGCUCACCCCAUCUCCUUCCGUCACUUCCUCCCCUUCUCUUCCACCAACUCCUGAUCAUCGUCCUCUGGAUCUUGUGAUUGCUCACUACAAUGAAUCCUUGGCGUGGCUCUCGUCAUGUUCGCGGCUUGCAACAAUCUACAGCAAAGGUGAUCGACCGCAAACGUCCCAAGACAAUUCUCCGGUCUACCGAGAAGUUAAGGCGUUGCCGAAUUGGGGUCGCGAAUCUCAUACCUAUCUACACCACAUCGUUCACAACUACGACAAUCUGGCAGAAGUAACUUUGUUUCUGCAAGGCAAUAUCCAUGACGAGAAUAAUGGUACACCAUCUCACACCGACCUCACUCUCGAUGAGAUCGUGGGCAUGGCCAAACGUCUGACGGACCUACCACCGAUGCUGGUGGUUGGAGAGGAUCAACUUCAAUACCAACCCCAAGGGGGUGUCCUCCCACUAGGUAAAGUCAAUACGUUCUCCGACUGGGAUGCAGUCGUGUAUAAGGACGAGUGGGUUGAAAGGCGAGGUCGAGGACUUAUUCGCAGCAAAUACACUCCCAAACAAUUCUGGAAUUACAUCUUCAAUGGGGCCACUCGCGAACAGGAUGCUAGCUGGGCCGAACCGCCCACGGAAGUUCGAUGGACCCAGGGAGCAUUGUUCGCGGUUACACGACAGACCAUUCAACGCCGCCCAAAAGAGGUCUAUCAGAGGAUGUAUGAAUACUUUGAUGGGUUGAUGGAGAGAAAUCCAGAGGAAGGUCAUUACAUGGAGCGCUUUUGGCUCAGUAUCUUUGGAAGCUAUGGACUUGAUACGCAGAUUCUCGGCGACCCUCAAGCCAGGAAAGAAGAGCACACCGGACAUAAUUUUGAUUUCGAAGAUGAAGGUAUUUUCCUCCUCUGA
Messenger RNA from Rhinocladiella mackenziei CBS 650.93, 927 nucleotides. RefSeq lists its product as uncharacterized. The record is from RefSeq and is a predicted model, not a curated record. Lineage: Eukaryota; Fungi; Ascomycota; Eurotiomycetes; Chaetothyriales; Herpotrichiellaceae. The coding region runs from base 1 to 927 and encodes 308 amino acids. The transcript has a single exon.